Debaryomyces fabryi is the source of this 912-nucleotide messenger RNA. RefSeq lists its product as uncharacterized. Gene Ontology annotation, molecular function: FMN binding. The coding region runs from base 1 to 912 and encodes 303 amino acids. The transcript has a single exon. The record is from RefSeq and is a predicted model, not a curated record. Lineage: Eukaryota; Fungi; Ascomycota; Pichiomycetes; Serinales; Debaryomycetaceae.
AUGGCGCCAUGGAUUCCCACGUUCAAAUCGGCCACUGAAGCCGAGUUGGCCGCUAACGAAAACAAUCCUCCAUUCAUUACAUUUCAGUUUGCUACUGCCGACGCUCAGGGCUUCCCCCAUGUCAGGACGCUUGUUUAUAGAGGGUUUUUAUUCGACGAUAGAAACAGUAAUGUGAUUACAUGUGUAACAGAUAAGAGAACCAACAAAUACAAGGAAUUGUUGACGAAUGAUAAGUUUGAAGCGGUAUUUUACUUCCCCAAGAUCAGGAAACAGUUUAGAUUUCGAGGUAUGGCAAGAAUCAUUGACAAUACAUAUAAACCUGUCAUCGACUUGUCUAGUAUACAGCCAAAGACCAUAAUACAAAACAACUACCAGAAUUCAAGUGAUAGUGACUCGGAUGAAGAUGAGGAUGAAGAAGAACUCGAAAUAAGGGCGACUAGCACAUCUUCAUCGCUCACAUCGGGGCCCCAUAAUGACUCUUCGUGCCAAAUGACCCCUAUCAGCCACAGUCUUCUUUCCCCAUCACUCUUAUCUCAAGUUCAGAAGCAGAAGUCUUCAGAGAAUAUUUCAUACACUAAUUUGCAAGAUUUAUCGAGCAUUGACUACUAUCCUCCGACUAGCCAAGAAUGGGAGUCCGAGCACAAACGUUUAUGGUUCAACUUGAGUAAACCGUUGAAAAAGUCGUUUAGGAAACCCACUCCUACAACACCUAUAACCGAUGAAAACCAGAAGUUGAUAGAUUCUAUAAAUAGGGGAGUCGAUGGUAAAAAGGACGAAGAUGGCUUGAAGAAUUUCGCAGUCAUUGGACUCUUUAUAGAUUACGUUGAUUUGUAUGAACUUGACAAGGAUAGAAGGUACAUGUAUACUAAGGAUUCUACUCAGCUGUGGAGUGAAGCUGAAGUUUGCCCUUGA